Molecule: messenger RNA, 1055 nt
Organism: Myxocyprinus asiaticus (Chinese sucker)
Lineage: Eukaryota; Metazoa; Chordata; Actinopteri; Cypriniformes; Catostomidae
Product: butyrophilin-like protein 2
Exons: 4
Biological process (GO): immune response; cellular response to lipopolysaccharide; negative regulation of T cell proliferation
Cellular component (GO): external side of plasma membrane
Source: RefSeq, a predicted model, not a curated record
UCAGAACUGGUUUGUCUGGAUUUGUUGUAGUUCAACAGAACUUUUUUUUUAAAUUAUAAGUAAGAGAGUGUAAAACAGGUUUAGCCGUUUUACAUAUUAGUGUUCUGUAUUUACCCGAAUGCUCCCUUACAAACAUUCACUUUGACUGUGACGACCUGAAGAGAUGAUCAUAUUCUCAACUGAAAAUGGAUCUUCUUAUGUUCAUCUUUGUGUCUGUCAUUUUAAAUAUAUCUGAUGGGUUCACUGUGAAAGGUCCUUCUGGUCCUCUGGUUGUUCCUCUGGAAGGUUCAGUGGUCUUGCCCUGUUUUGUUGACAAACCCUUAAUAACUGAAGGACUGGAGGUGGAAUGGAGAAGAUUAGACUCAGAGACUCUGGUUCAUCUGUAUCAAGAUGGUGAGAGUCGACCAGAGGCCCAGCAGCAGGAUUAUCAUGAUAGAGCUCAUUUCUUUACUGACCAGAUUCAACAUGGAAACUUCUCCCUCCUGUUGAACAAUGUGAAAGCUGAAGAUGAGGGAAAGUACAGAUGUAAAGUGUUCAGUGGGCAGGAUUCUGGUGAAACUAUGGUCGAAAUAAAACAUGUUGACCGUUUAAUAGUCUCAGGAUCAGAUCACUCCAUAUCUGCAUAUGCGGGUGAAGAUGUCACUCUGAGCUGCUCUGUGGACUCUCACAUCACACCUGAAGAGAUUGAAGAGGUUUCAUGGAAGAAAACAGAUAAAGAUGAAUAUAUUCUGGUCCUGCUCUACCAGAACAAUGAACCUAUACCCGAAUCAUCACAUGAGCAAUACAUAGACAGAGUUGAGUUCUUCACUGAUGAAAUCUCCAAAGGAAACUUCUCUCUCAGACUGAAGAGUGUCAGAACUGAAGACAAAGGAGUUUAUAUGUGUCAAGUGUUUGCUGGAGAAGUUUCAGCCAACACAACUGUAGUACUGGAACAACUGGGUUUCUCUGUUUUACACAUAAUGGUGUUGAUUCUCUGUAUAACUGCAUCUGGAUCUGCACUUCUUCUCUGUUGUCUGAUCUACUGCAGGACACAAGAAGGUACAUUUGCAUGGAGG